Triplophysa rosa is the source of this 1451-nucleotide messenger RNA. RefSeq names its product transcription factor 24-like. The coding region runs from base 396 to 938 and encodes 180 amino acids. Gene Ontology annotation, molecular function: protein dimerization activity; RNA polymerase II transcription regulatory region sequence-specific DNA binding; DNA-binding transcription factor activity, RNA polymerase II-specific. The record is from RefSeq and is a predicted model, not a curated record. The transcript is spliced from 3 exons. Gene Ontology annotation, biological process: regulation of transcription by RNA polymerase II; developmental process. NCBI's taxonomy places the organism in Eukaryota, Metazoa, Chordata, Actinopteri, Cypriniformes, Nemacheilidae.
CGAAAAUGCUGCCUCUGGCGUCGGAAAACGGACUGUGCCCUCCUACUGAUGCGAAGAGCACAGCGCCAGUUGCCAGAGUUUUAAAGGCUUUUGAUUAAUUGCACCGGAGUGAAACACUUGUCAACUCCUUGUGUUGUCCAAUAAAUUAGAGGCUCUGGAGACUUCACGCGCUCAUUCAGGUGAGGACCCUGCGUGCGCGCGGACAUACAUGCGUUCCUAUUUUUCACGGUCACCCCGACUAUAUGUUUUUGCAACGGCAAAGGGACUAUUAUUUCACUACGGUGGUUUUGCCAAGCAGUGCAACGGAUCUCUUAUAAGAAAACAAGUUUUCAUCCAUUGACGUGUGGUUUUCAGGACAGCACUUUAAAGAUAAAACAGGCUGCUAAGUAGUUUCAAUGGUUGGAAAGCAGGCGGUCCGUAUGGAUGGUAAUGGUUCUGUGACAGUAAUGGAUGACAGUCCCGCAUCCAGUCCCAACUCGAGCCCUAGUCCUGACACUCUCUCCGCGGACAGCCAGCGCGCAGAGGCCCUGUCUCGCUCCGGGGUGGUCCAGUCCGGUGGCCUCGGGAGCAGAGGGAGACCCGCAGCAGCCAACGCGGCGCGCGAAAGGAGUCGCGUGCAGACCCUCAGACACGCGUUCCUCGAGCUACAGAGAACAUUGCCGUCUGUGCCACCGGACACCAAACUGUCCAAACUUGACGUCUUGAUAUUGGCAACCACAUACAUAGCGCAUUUAACGAGAACCCUACAAGAGGAAGGGAUGGAAGAGGGAGACAACACAAAACAAAAUGAAGCUUUGAACUCUCUUAAAGGCGAUGGAUACUUACAUCCUGUGAAAAAAUGGCCAAUGCGUUCAAGAUUAUAUGUCGGCGCUACUGGCCAGUUCCUGCGUAACUCAAAAGAAAAUCAAGGGGCAUCUUCAUCAUCAUCACAAAUAUAAAUAUUUGCACUUAAGUUUUUUUUUUGAGGUAAUAACUGAAAUGAAGGUUAAACUUGUAGGCUACUCGUUGGACUUUCGGAGAACCACACGACAGGAAUUGUGUUGUAUAGGCUUGAAACAAGACAACGCUGAAGGGGUUUGGAAAUAACUCUUCGCUAAAAGGAGAAAACUUUGAACGAUGCCAUUCAGACAAACUGAUUUCCAUAUUUAUAUAUCCUAAUUAUUUCAAAUGUGUAAAUAAGAAUAAAAUAUUAAACGUGUGUUUUGUAAGUAAAGUUAAAACUAGUUCUCUUGGAUCGCUGUUUAGACUUGUGUACUCUGCAGUUCUGUACUUGUUGGUACCUUGUAUGCCGAAAUUCCGUGUGUUAAUGAGCUGUCAUGCUUGAACUGUUAGCUAUGCACUUUCUGUUACAACAUUUGCACUAAAUGCAUGUGUGAAUAACUUAACAUUCGUCAUGUGAAGUGGUCUGUCACAAUCGCAACAAAAUAUCACGAGCCCCUUUUCUUAGGUCU